Sycon ciliatum is the source of this 3412-nucleotide messenger RNA. RefSeq lists its product as uncharacterized. Gene Ontology annotation, molecular function: coreceptor activity. The record is from RefSeq and is a predicted model, not a curated record. The transcript is spliced from 2 exons. Bases 589 to 2871 code for a protein of 760 amino acids. NCBI's taxonomy places the organism in Eukaryota, Metazoa, Porifera, Calcarea, Leucosolenida, Sycettidae. Gene Ontology annotation, cellular component: plasma membrane. Gene Ontology annotation, biological process: BMP signaling pathway.
ACCUUGAAAGCAGCGGGGAACGCACGUGCAAAGGCAAAGGACUCGCCCUUCUGGUGAGUCUGUCUGACGCUACUUCAGUGCUUGUCGCUAGCCACCAGUAGAUCUACGUACCAGCCGCACACGAAACAAUACAAUGCAGAGCGCAUGAUGUUGCGACGUGGAUGGACCGGAAUGCUAGAUCUAGAAGGUCCGGCCGAAGUUCCGGAGAUAGCUCCGCACAUGGUUCGACACUGCUGCGUUCCUGAAAAUUAAUGAGUCGCUCUAUCGCUACUGACGCUAGCAUGUCCACCCAGUCACAGUGUUGAGAUCGGCUGUGGGUUCGUGCGGCGUUUGCCAACGAUGUUUGACUUUGAGGUCGAAGCCAAGAUGCAGGGUGCGGGCAGUUGUGGCUGAUUUUUGUUGUUAUGGAGUAACCACCGGUGCACCCAGGGAAAGCAGUGCCAGCUCUAGAGAGCGCGCACAUGCGGGACGGAAUUUCGUUCAUAGCCGUUCGGAUCAGUGCCCUUGUUUGGCGUCAUUCGAACGCCAGACGUGCCGGUCGGUUCGGAGAAAAGAAGGAGACGACCUACGGCACGGGUACGAGCUUGCAUGGCGUUAUCAAUGGAGGCGACGGCGGUGGCGGCGCGGACAAGCGGAUACGCCAUGACUGUGACAGGCGGCACGGAGCUGGAACGACGCUCGUCAUUAGCAUGCGCGUCCGGCCUUCAACGCGCUGCUGCUGUGACCUCGUUGGUGCGUUCGUCGCUGGUGACCCUGUGUAGCCAGGCUGAGCGAGUGUUGACAAGGUUUGGCGAUUUACCAUUCGCAGUGCGGAAUGUUGCCACCAGCGUCGUGCGAACGUCGUCGUCAGGUGAACGCGGUGUUGUUAGCUGUGCAUGUGACGAGCGGCUGGCACGUGGACCCGUCGCUAGUAGUGAUGGGUGGCACCGUGCAGUUCAAGGCGAUGAGCAGAGCGAGGGUAGAUCUAAAAUUUCAAGGACGGUUGACAAGGGUCCGCCCAAUCUUGCGAACUGCUCGUCGACAUGUAGCGGCCACAACAAUGUGUCGAAUGUGCAAGCUCGGCAUAAUACAGCUGUGCCUGGCCUACUAAAGUUCUCACCACAGGCCAUACACAAUGGCGAUGAAGGCACCAGUAAACAGCGGACAAGAUCUGCACAUUCAUCGCCUCACAGGCAUAGCCAUAGAGCUCAUACCCACCUGCAGCAGCAGCAGGGAGUGAACAAACUGGGCCUACUCGUCCUUGUCGUUCUUCUCCAGUCGACAUUGCCCAGUAGCAGGGGCCAGCCAGGUGGCUUGUUCGGCGGUGGUGGACACGCCUUGCACGGGGAGAACGACGGGGUGACGGCGUCGAAACAGGACUGUUCGAGGCUGUGCCGACGGUACCUGCGCGAGGCGGACAGUUACCUGGACGUGGACCAGCUGGACCCGGCGCAGCAGAGCGAGCGCUGCGACGCCAUGUACCGCCUCAUACAGUGCCUGGGCACGGUGGACUUCACGGCGAGCCGCACCGGGCACGUGGACCCGGCGCAUGGCAACUGCGAUCUGAACUUCGAGAUGCUGCUGGCGCAGAACUGGGCACUGGACAUGCUGCGCACGACGUGUGCCGGUGCAAUACCGCCGGCCGAGGACGCGUGCAACGUGUCCAAGACGUGUCCGAGCACGCGGCAGGGCGGCGGCGGCGCCGCGGACAAACGCCGUCAGCUGCCGGCCGCCGUGUGUGCCGCUCGUGCCCUGCACGUGUGCCAGCUGUUCGGCGAUCGUCACCUGAUCCGCACGGACGGCGUGCUGGAAACGUGCCUGUUGCCGGGACGAUGGCCGCUGGUGCAGUUCGACCGGGUCGGCGUGUACACGGCUAACACGCCGUAUUUGGACAAGCCGCGUCUGAACCAGCUGUACCCGAUGAUCAACGAAACCAGCAACUUGCAGAUGGUGGAGAUAUCCCUGACUCUGGACGACUACACCACCGUACGCUACACGGCUUCGGCCAGCAGCCUGUACCUGGUACCUCUGUUUGUACUAGCGGAUGGUGAGACUCACGUCAGCGAAGUGCGCCUGGACGGAAGAAGGGCUGAUGGUGAUGGUGGUGAAAAUGACGAUCAACGGGUGGCGCGCAUCUGGGCAGACGGCGAGAACCACCUGCGCACCGUGGAGAUCACGUUGCCGUGGUUAUGCACCGUGAUCGUCCUGCGCCUUUUCAGCCACAGCCUGACGGUGAGCAUCGCCAUGCCAACGGACCAGCGCGACGUUCUCCGUCGCCACGGCUUCCAGCUGUGUCGGCAGGGGUGCGCGCCGAAAGGAGCCGGCCUGGUGGCACGCUACGAGUGGACCGGCAGCAAGUGCUCUAGCAACGGCGAGGGCGGUGGCCUGCGUGAGAGCUUUAGCAAGGCCGAGCGGCAGCUCAACUUGACGGCUUCAACGCAGGCGCAGCACGAGUGCAUGAACAUACUGCAGAAGCUCGGGCCGUCCAUCUACCUCUCGGCAUGCCGAUGGGACGUUGCGCUGCGUGCGUCACGGCCCAGAGACGUGCGACGGCAGUUCUCCUGCGGCGCCGAGUUUGCAGCGCAUGACGCCGAGUGUCUGCCCGCGAUCGCCACGGGAGGUGCUCCGCCGAACAAGUGCAAGAACGUCAUCGUUUCACCACCGGCAGCAGCCACGACUGCGCCGGCAACCAGCCCAGACCCCGGUAAAACACCGCCACCGCCGACAUCCUACACGACGGAACGCUCUACGAGACGGAAUGAAGAAGCUGCAGGUCAUGUUUUGAAAACGGUGCCCGCGCUGGAAAAUUCAGUGUCGGCUCGCAUCUCCCCUCCAGAAUUCGUUGUUCUCACCAUGUUGGGCAUGUUAUUGCUGGCGACGGGCUGUGUAUAACGAGAUGUUGUGUGCGUGCGUGAUCAAUAGUCUCCACUCGGCGGCUGUCCAGAUGCCAAGUACGCUUUGCUCUCCGGCUUGAUUCCGAUACUGUCAUCAUAUUCCCUGUGACGUAUGCCAGCUCGGAGUGUGUGUGUGUGUGCGUGCGCGCGCGUGUGUGUGUGUGUGCGUGUUCGCGUGCGUGUACCAUGGACAUGCUCCAGCCGUUCAGGACCGACCGGUCAUCGCUGGACUCUGUUGAACACUCCACUGAAUGCCCGUGGACCAUGCAAUGCGUACAAUUAACGCCCCAGAACUGCCGCCAAGAUAUGCUCUGCGUUGCAGAUCGUACUCACAGCAUGUGGUGCAUGCGUAAGGACUCCAGCCUCGGUGCCUUGCAUCGCCACAUGUAUACUACUUGCUCGUGCAGUCUCGAUCAGGGAAGCCUUGGCUUUGUGACAUGCACUGUGUGGACACACAGUACCGUGCCGACCUGUACAACACUGGCCUACCAUCGGCCAAUGACGCCGGGAAAACACCGAGACUCACGGCACCGCAUUGG